This is a messenger RNA of Dracunculus medinensis (Guinea worm), 849 nucleotides long. The record is from the annotation of a GenBank genome assembly. Lineage: Eukaryota; Metazoa; Nematoda; Chromadorea; Rhabditida; Dracunculidae.
AUGGCGAAUCGUACAGUUAAAGAUGCGGUAACAGUGAAAGGUACAAAUCCUCAAUAUCUUAUUGAAAAAAUUAUUCGAACACGAAUUUAUGAUUCGAAAUAUUGGAAGGAAGAAUGUUUUGCACUUACUGGUGAACUUCUGGUUGAUAAAGGAAUGGAAAUUCGAUUUGUUGGUGGAAUAUAUGCCGGUAACGUGAAACCAACGCCAUUUUUAUGUUUGGUUCUUAAAAUGUUGCAGAUUCAACCAGAAAAAGAUAUCAUUGUUGAAUUUAUCAGACAAGAAGAAUAUAAGUAUAUUCGAGCAUUAGGUGCAAUUUAUCUUCGAAUAACCUUCAGUUCAAUUGAAGUUUAUAAAUAUUUGGAACCACUUUACAAUGAUUACCGAAAAUUGCGGGUAAUGAAUAAGGAUGGACGUUUUGAAAUCAUCCAUAUGGAUGAAUUUAUUGACAGUUUACUAAGAGAAGAACGAUAUUGCGAUGUGCACUUACCUAGGCUUCAAAAACGAAUGACUUUAGAAGAAAUAGGCGAACUACAGUCAUACGUUAGUGCUCUCGAUGAAGAUCUCGAUAAAUUGUCUUCUUCGGAAUCUGAAGAGGAGGAUCGAGUUGUUCGCAGAAAAGAACGACAAAAAUUGGUAGUAAGACGUAGAGGGAAGGACCGCGACCGUAGUCGAGAUAGAGAAAAGGAAGAGCGUGGAAGAGAUCGUGACCGUGAGCGGGAACGUGAACGUGAUAGAGAAAGGGAUCGUGAUACUGAACGUGACAGGGAACGAAAGGACAAAGAUAGGCGUCAUCGCUCACCAGAUUACAGAGAACGAGAUCGACGUGAUCGAGAAAGGGAUCGACGAUAA